Nerophis ophidion (straightnose pipefish) is the source of this 3430-nucleotide messenger RNA. RefSeq names its product E3 ubiquitin-protein ligase MARCHF2-like. Bases 405 to 1151 code for a protein of 248 amino acids. The transcript has 6 exons. Gene Ontology annotation, molecular function: ubiquitin-protein transferase activity; zinc ion binding. NCBI's taxonomy places the organism in Eukaryota, Metazoa, Chordata, Actinopteri, Syngnathiformes, Syngnathidae. The record is from RefSeq and is a predicted model, not a curated record. Gene Ontology annotation, biological process: protein ubiquitination.
CACUUUCACUGGCGACCGCGAAGGCAGCAAUGCGUGUGUCACGUGACCAGCUGGCACAGCUGAGGGACGGCGAGAGAGGCUAGCGCCGUUAGCUCCGCUAGCUUUGUUCUGUUCCACAGGAAGACGCAAACGUCGCCUUCCACCUUCUAGAAGGCAGCCAGCAAGGCCGGAGGCCGACAGGAAAAAACCAUGGCGGCGUCGCAGCGGACGUGUUCGUAUGCUUCGAGCCGUGUUCGGCGCGCUGUCAAUGUCAAAGUGUGCAGUUAGUAGGCUGCUAGUCCGCCGCGACGCAAGCAAGGCCGGGCGGCCGAAGAGAGGCUGCUGGGUGGACCCGAGAGGAGAACCGGGCCUUGGACCUUCUGGCUCCCUGAGAGGUCAUCUUCCCUAACGUCUUCAUUUCAGCCAUGUCUUCACCAGGGUGCUGCCACCUACCCGGCUCCCUCUGCGAUUACUCCGGGAACACUGAGUCGGACUCCGCGAAGGAUUCAGAGGAGUCCGAUUCCACAGCACAAGCCCAGUUUAUCGCCAAGGUUACAGCUAAAGACGGCCGCCCACUUUCCACUAUCGUCAAAGCCGUGAGCCUGCAAAGUGAUGUCGGCAUGUGUCGGAUUUGUCACGAGGGCGGCGGCGGGGAGACGCUGCUGUCUCCAUGCGAAUGCACCGGAACGCUGGGGAAAGUGCACAAGAGCUGCCUGGAGAAGUGGCUGUCGUCCUCCAACACCAGCUACUGUGAACUCUGUCACACAGAGUUCACCAUUGAACGGAGGCCACAACCGCUCACACAGUGGCUGAAGGACCCGGGCCCCCGCAGCGAGAAGAGAACGCUGCUGUGCGACAUGGCCUGUUUUCUUCUCAUUACGCCCCUGGCAGCCAUCUCUGGCUGGCUGUGUCUUCGGGGUGCCCAGGACCACCUGCAGCUCAAGAGCAGACUGGAGGCUGUGGGGCUCAUCGCACUUACCAUCGCCCUUUUCACCAUCUACAUCCUCUGGACACUGGUGUCCUUUCGGUAUCAUUGUCAGCUGUAUUCAGAGUGGAGGAGGACCAAUCAGAAAGUGCGCCUGCUCAUGCCUGACAUGAAAGGCGCGCACACCACCCAAAGUUCUGUGCCGACCAAGUCGACGAAGAAAAUGACUGACGAGACCAUCGUAUGAGUGCAGCACUUGAUGUCAACUCGGGCAGUAUUGGCUGACCACAAGUGGGACUCUCGGAUGAACUCCUUCCAGAGUCACCGCUGAUUUUGAUAAGUCUUGUCUGAGGACAGCAGGUGCUGAGACCGGCUGGAGAUGACGAUGGACGAACUAACCCGGCUUUGAGUCCACCGCUAAGGUAUGAAAUACUAUAAGACAGGAGCUAAUGUAGCAGGAUAUAACUGAACGCAUGCUACAACAGUAUAAUAUGACAAAUAUUCACUACCUAGAUUUCCCCACACGCACCUUCACUAUGUAUUUAGCGCUUUGUAACAAGGGGCAACCUUUAGCGUGGAAGAGUAUACUACAGCCCUUGAGUUGGGACAUUAACUUUCAGUAUGCGAAACUUAAUCUAUAAGUAGAUCAUCUAUGUCAGGGGUGUCCAAACUACAGCUUAAAGGCCUACUGAAAGCCACUACUAGCGACCACGCAGUCUGAUAGUUUAUAUAUCAAUGAUAAAAUCUUAACAUUGCAACACAUGCCAAUACGGCCGGGUUAGUUUACUUAAUUGCAAUUUUAAAUUUCGCACCGAAAUAUCCUGCUGAAACGUCUCUGUAUAAUGACGUGUGCACGUGACGUGUUGCAGAAUCUUUUGCAAUUUGUUCAAUUAACAAUGGAGACAUCAAAGAAGAAAGCUGUAGGUUGGAAGCAGUGUAUUGCGGCCGGCUUUAGAAACAAACACAGCCGGUGUUUCAUUGUUUACAUUCCCGAAAGAUGACUGUGAAGCUUUACUAUGGAACAGAGCGGUCAAGCGAACCCGGUUGGAUUGGACCACACACACAAAGUACAGUGUAUUAUGCAGCGAUCAUUUCGAAAGAUCGUGUUUCGAAGAGGGUCCCUUGCGAAGGGCAGAGAUGGGCAUCGCCACCACCCGUUGACACAUGCUGAAGAAAGGUGCGGGGCGUACUUUCAGGUUGUACAGCUACGACCAUAUAAUCUUACUAAAACACAAGUAACACAAUAAGCAGAUAAGGGAUUUUCCAGAAUUAUCCUAGUAAAUGUGUCUAAUAACAUCUGAAUCGCUCCCACUGUACAGUCAUUUUUUUUUCUAGUCCUUCACUCUCACUUUCCAUCCAUGCAUCUUCUUCCGCUUAUCCGAGGUCGGGUCGCGGGGGCAACAACCUAAGCAGGGAAACCCAGACUUCCCUUUCCCCAGCCACAUCGUCUAGCUCUUCCCGGGGGAUCCCGAGGCGUUCCCAGGCCAGCCGGGAGACAUAGUCUUCCCAACGUGUCCUGGGUCUUCCGCGUGGCCUCCUACCGGUUGGACGUGCCCUAAACACCUCCCUAGGGAGGUGUUCGGGUGGCAUCCUGAUCAGAUGCCCGAACCACCUCAUCUGGCUCCUCUCCAUGUGAAGGAGCAGCGGCUUUACUUUGAGUUCCUCCCGGAUGGCAGAGCUUCUCACCUUAUCUCUAAGGGAGAGCCCCGCCACACGGCGGAGGAAACUCAUUUCGGCCGCUUGUACCCGUGAUCUUAUCCUUUCGGUCAUGACCCAAAGCUCAUGACCAUAGGUGAGAAUGGGAACGUAGAUCGACCGGUAAAUUGAGAGCUUUGCCUUCCGGCUUAGCUCCUUCCUCACCACAACGGAUCGGUACAACGUCCGCAUUACUAAAGACGCCGCACCGAUCCGCCUGUCGAUCUCACCAUCCACUCUCACUUUCCUCAUCCACAAAUCUUUCAUCCUCACUCAAAUUAAUGGGGAAAUCGUAGCUUUCUCGGUCCGAAUCGCUCUCGCUGCUGGUGGCCAUGAUUGUAAACAAUGUUCAGAAGUGAGGAGCUCCACAACCCGUGACGUCACGCGCACAUCAUCUGCUACUUCCGGUACAGGCAAGCACCAAAAGUUGCGAACUUCAUCGUCUAUGUUCUCUACUAAAUCCUUUCAGCAAAAAUAUCGCAAUAUCGCGAAAUGAUCAAGUAUGGACCUGCUAUCCCAGAUUAAAAAGGAAAAUCUCAUUUCAGUAGGCCUAAAAUUUCAAAUAUCUGAUAGUAUUCAUCUCCAUUAUGAGAACGUGGUGAGUAAUCCCAGGUUAAUGACCAGGAAGGGCAGUUUUAAGCAUGAACAACACAGCAUUUUUUGAUAUGACCCAAUCCGAACAACCUUCCCCUCUCAUGGCGCAAAUAAACUAGCACAAAAAGUCAACACACAUGGUCACACAAAACCCAACCGGCUCACUGAGCUUUGUGGAUAUUAUAAAAACAAAGUCCAAGCACAACACAUAAUUCAAUGUUACACGCGUUUAAAUUC